Messenger RNA from Verticillium nonalfalfae, 315 nucleotides. It is a transcript of the gene URM1, whose product is annotated as Ubiquitin- modifier 1. Lineage: Eukaryota; Fungi; Ascomycota; Sordariomycetes; Glomerellales; Plectosphaerellaceae. The record is from RefSeq and is a predicted model, not a curated record. Gene Ontology annotation, cellular component: nucleus; cytoplasm. Gene Ontology annotation, biological process: tRNA thio-modification; protein urmylation. The transcript is spliced from 3 exons. Bases 1 to 315 code for a protein of 104 amino acids. Gene Ontology annotation, molecular function: protein tag activity.
AUGGAAGAGACAUCUCUCACCGUCGAGUUCUCAGGCGGGCUCGAGAUGCUGUUCGAGGACCAGCGAAAGCAUGCUGUCUCGAUCCCUUCGCGCAGCGAGGAUGGCCAGCCUGCGACCAUUGCUCAUCUCAUCGACCACCUCUGCAAGAACGUCAUGAAAGACAGUCGCAAGGAGCUUUUCGUCCUCGAUGAUCACAUCCGACCAGGCAUCCUAGUCCUCAUCAACGACGCAGACUGGGAGCUGGAGGGCGAGGAGGCCUAUGAGCUGAAGGCCGGGGACAACAUCCUCUUCGUGUCGACGCUGCACGGUGGCUAG